Messenger RNA from Aspergillus heteromorphus CBS 117.55, 1176 nucleotides. Its product is annotated as putative DUF341 family oxidoreductase. The coding region runs from base 349 to 1050 and encodes 233 amino acids. The transcript is spliced from 3 exons. NCBI's taxonomy places the organism in Eukaryota, Fungi, Ascomycota, Eurotiomycetes, Eurotiales, Aspergillaceae. Gene Ontology annotation, cellular component: cytoplasm; nucleus. The record is from RefSeq and is a predicted model, not a curated record.
GGGCAGACCACAUGUUCUCCGCGCCAACCGCCCACCACCACUCGAUAUAUACACUACACUCACUGACGUCGAUUUCGAUCGGCCCCGAUCACUUGCGGCCACUUCCAUGCAUCGGAACAUUGUGUGUCGCGCUCCGCCAAAUGAUCCGUGGUGACACGAGGGCGCGAGAAUCUCCCGCACCGACCGACCGUCGUUCAUCGUUCCCUCCGAAGAUGGACUGACGAACGGACUGGUCUGGUCUGAUAAACCCAUCGAACCGCCUGGUUUUAAAAACGGCCAUCAUGGCGUCAGCCUCCGGAGUGGCCGGGUAGACCGAACAGAGGCGAAAGAAUCAAUCAAUCAUUCAUCAUGCCGCUGAAACUGCUCUGCCUGCACGGCUGGGGCACCAAUGUCAAGAUCCUACAGUCCCAACUGGGCGGGCUGAUGGCGGACCUGCGGCGGGACAACACGGCGACAUUCCACUUCGUGGAAGGGGAGGUGGAAUCGGCGCCGGGCCCGGGGAUCGCGGGCUACUUCGAGGGGCCCUACUACAGCUACCACCGCUUCCCGCGGGCGUUGUCGGAUGGGGACGGGGACAGGGACAGGGACAGGGAUGGCGCCGACGAGGCCUCGCUGCAGGAGGCGUACGACUGGCUGUACGAGGUCGUCGCCGAGGACGGGCCCUUCGACGGCAUCCUGGGCUUCUCGCACGGCGGCACUCUGGCGGCCGGCUUCCUCAUCCACCACGCCAAAACCGCCCCGCGCGCAGAGCCGCUGUUCCGCUGCGCCAUCUUCAUCAACUCCCUCCCCCCCUUCCGCAUGGAUCCCGGCGGUGCCCCCGUCGUCGACCCCGACCUCGACGGCUAUAUCACCAUCCCGACCGUGACCAUCGCCGGCGGACAGGAUCCGCUGCUCGAGUUCUCCAUCAUCCUGUACCGGCUGUGCGAUCCCGCCACGGCCACCUGUGUGGUGCACAGUCGCGGCCAUGACAUCCCCAGCGACCGGAAGAACCUGGCCGCCAUGACGCUGGCCAUCCGGAAACUAGCCAUCCAAGCCUUGACGAUUGGGUGAUCUGUCUCCGCUGCAUAUAUACUCUCUGUACGUAUAUAGUAGUUAUAGUUCCGAGUAGCCCUGGUAGCGUCGGGGGUUUUUUUUUUUUUUUUUUCGCGUCGUACAACGCGCUGCAGCUGAGGCGGC